AUGGAACCAAGAAAAGUAGCCACUCUAACUGUUUUGAAGAAAGAUGAACCCCAUUUAGUUCAACAGGAAAACAUCAAAGCUGCCUCUGUUUUGUGCGAUUUGAUAAGAACUUGUAUUGGACCAAAAUCUAUGCUUAAAAUGAUUCUAACGCGCAUAGGAGGAAUCGAACUGACUAAUGAUGGUAAUUGUGUUUUACGUGAGAUAGAAGUAUCUCAUCCAGUGAUUAAGUCUUUGAUUGAAUUAUCAAGGACUCAAAGUGAAGAGGUAGGUGAUGGGACGACUAGUGUUGUGGUUUUAGCUGCUAAUUUAUUACAAGGAUUACUACCCCUGCUUAAAGCUAAAGUACAUCCAGUUAGGAUUUGUGCUAGUCUGAAAAAAGGACUGGAGAUUGUUUUAGGGUCGUUAAAGAAGAAUUCUUUUGAUUUUAGUUUAUUACGUAAAGAUAAGAGUACUAAUGAGGAAAUAAUUGUUAAAAAAGUUAUUAGUCAGGCCUUAUCUACUAAAUUUUGUUAUCGGUUGCUUAAAUUAGAAGAUAUAGCUUAUCAAGCUGUAUCUUUGGUUAAACAAAAAGAUCAAUCUGUAGUGGAUACUAAACAUGCUAUCAGAGUUGAGAAAGUCUUAGGGGGACGAGUGGAAGAGUCUUAUGUUUUGCCCGGUGUACUUCUACAGAAAGAAGCAGUGGAUGUACGUAUGCCUAAACACUUGGUGCAGCCACGGGUUGUACUGGUGGAUUUCCCUUUGGAGUAUCGGAAGGGUGAGAACCAAGCGGCUAUUGAGAUGCAUCAGAAAGAAGUCUUCUCAGCGGCUUUGGCGGCAGAAGAGGCCCAGAUUGAGAAAUCUGUGCAGAUACUCUUAUCUUUACAACCUAACUUGAUUAUCUCUGAGAAGGGAAUUAGUGAUCAUGCAGCUGCUAUCUUAGCUAGGGCUGGAGUGGUUGCUUUAAGAAGAGUUAAGAAAUCAGAUCUUAUUAGAUUAUCCUUAUGUACUGAGGCUAGUAUUAUCUCUAGAGCAGCUGAUGCAACGGCUAAGGAUGUAGGUCAGGCCCAGGAGUUUAAGAUGAGCUGGAUUAAUGGUGAGGCUUAUGCUACUAUUCUCGGGAAUGCUCAAGCUAAAGCCUGUACGGUUGUUCUAAGGGGACCUUCUCGAGAUGUCUUAGGCGAGUUAGAACGUAAUUUACGUGAUGCUCUAGGGAUUGCUAAGAACUUAGCUACUAGUCAGCACUUAGUUUAUGGCGGUGGGGCUAUUGAGAUGGCGGUAGCUGAAAGUUUAGAAAAGGCUAGUAAUGGCCUGGGUAGUGAAGUUGGCGCCUGGGAAAAGGAAGUCUUUUUAGUGAUGGCUCGGGCUUUCCGAUCAAUUCCUGGCUUAUUAAUGGCUAAUUCCGGGCGGAGUAGAGUACGGGCUGGAAUGUUGGAGUUGGAGGAGUACCAUCGGCAGGAGAAGAGUUCUUAUGGUGUGGAUGGGUUGACGGGUGAAGUAGGGGUGAGUACGGUUUAUGAGUGCUUGGUAGUGAAGGAGCAAGCAGUUAAGGCAGCGAUUGAGGGGGCUAUUAUAGUCCUACGGGUUGAUGGGGUAGUGAAGCAGUCGUAG
Nematocida homosporus is the source of this 1587-nucleotide messenger RNA. RefSeq names its product T-complex protein 1 subunit gamma. NCBI's taxonomy places the organism in Eukaryota, Fungi, Microsporidia. The transcript has a single exon. The record is from RefSeq and is a predicted model, not a curated record. Gene Ontology annotation, molecular function: ATP-dependent protein folding chaperone; ATP hydrolysis activity; ATP binding. The coding region runs from base 1 to 1587 and encodes 528 amino acids. Gene Ontology annotation, cellular component: chaperonin-containing T-complex. Gene Ontology annotation, biological process: protein folding.